Messenger RNA from Knipowitschia caucasica, 810 nucleotides. NCBI's taxonomy places the organism in Eukaryota, Metazoa, Chordata, Actinopteri, Gobiiformes, Gobiidae. The record is from the annotation of a GenBank genome assembly.
AUGGUGUCUUUGAUCUUCUUCUCAGUCUUGGGCAGCUGGCUCCUUCUUGGGGUGGGUCUGCAGGGGUGGGUCUGCAGGGGUGGGUCUGCAGGGGUGGGUCUGCAGGGGUGGGUCUGCAGGGGUGGGUCUGCAGGGGUGGGUCUGCAGGGGUGGGUCUGCAGGGGUGGGUCUGCAGGGGUGGGUCGCAGGGUGGUCGCAGGGGUGGGUCUGCAGGGGUGGGUCUGCAGGGGUGGGUCAGCAGGGGUGGGUCUGCAGGGGUGGGUCAGCAGGGGUGGGUCAGCAGGGGUGGGUCUGCAGGGGUGGGUCUGCAGGGGUGGGUCGCAGGGGUGGGUCUGCAGGGGUGGGUCUGCAGGGGUGGGUCUGCAGGGGUGGGUCUGCAGGGGUGGGUCUGCAGGGGUGGGUCGCAGGGGUGGGUCGCAGGGGUGGGUCAGCAGGGGUGGGUCUGCAGGGGUGGGUCUGCAGGGGUGGGUCAGCAGGGGUGGGUCUGCAGGGGUGGGUCAGCAGGGGUGGGUCUGCAGGGAGGAAAGGCACAGCUCCAUCUUGGACGACGAUCUUCUGAAAGACGUGUAUGAGCAGCUCCUCAGGAACACUCAGUCCCCAGCGAUGGUCCGACGGGUCCAACGAGACCAGCUCCACUGGACCAGUCUCCACUGGACCAGUCUCCACUGGACCAGUCUCCACUGGACCAGUCUCCUCUGCUUCUUCUACAGUAUCUUCUUUUUAGAAACCUUCCUCCUGCGCGGCCCGUCCUCAUACGUGGAGCUGCUGGACACUAUCAAGAGCAUGUCCUCUGCUUCUUGGACAGUGUAG